Molecule: messenger RNA, 3163 nt
Organism: Danio aesculapii
Lineage: Eukaryota; Metazoa; Chordata; Actinopteri; Cypriniformes; Danionidae
Gene: sertad2a
Product: SERTA domain containing 2a
Exons: 2
Coding region: 188-856 (222 amino acids)
Cellular component (GO): nucleus
Molecular function (GO): transcription regulator activity
Source: RefSeq, a predicted model, not a curated record
UUACGUCACUGUUGAAGACUCCGCUUGCGGGUUUGUUGAAGGCGGAAUAGUAGAUCCGUCGGUCCGAUGACUGGAGUCGCUGACUUCACGAACUGAAGACUCGUAAAAAUCCAACAGUGAGGGGAAAACGGCGAGCGAUUCCCGAGUCCGAUGAGCAGCUCGAAGACCUGCAAGCGAAAAACGCUACAUGUUGAGUAAAGGCCUGAAGCGGAAACUGGAGGACGAGGAGGAGCCAGAAGUGAGUAAUAAUGGCUCCGGUCGGGAUGAAUCCGAGUCUGAGUCCUCUAGCGGCUACAGACUCCAGCGGCAGACGGUGCUCAAUCUUUCCCUGCUGAAGCUCCAUAGCGUCCCGGGACAUUCAGAGCCACGUCUGUCCCGCCGGGUGCUCAUCUCCAACACCCUCCGACACAUCCGGGACGAGCUGCGGGUGGAGGGCGGCGCUGGGCUCCGUCUGCAACCCUCCAUCACUAAAGACACUUUCAGCUCAGCGCUGGCUGACAUUGAAGAUCUGUGUCCGACUGUGGGAAUCACGGCUCUAUUUUCCACAGCGGAUAUUUCUAGUAGCAGUGAAUCGAUUCGUUCUGAUGAGUCGAGGAGUGUUGAUUUGGAUCUUUCUGAAAUGAGAAGCAAGUCGCUUUCUGACUCCGCCCACUCGGCGUUAGGACACACCUCCUCAAUCAUCGCCGAUUUCUCAUUGGACAAUUUCCUGUUUACAGAAAUAGACAAUUUUUUAUUGGACAGCAAGACUGGUUUUGGUGGCGCAGGGAUUGGCCAAUCAGCGCUUCCGUCCAAUCAGACGUUCAAAUUAGAUUUGAGCGAACUGGACCACAUCAUGGAGGUUUUGGUCGGGUCGUAAUUAUUUUGACAUUUACAUUGUCGAUUUCAUUUUAAUGUGAAUUUAGUUUUUAAAGGUUUUUUUUUGUACUUUAUCAGGAAUUCUGCUCAAUUUUCUUCGUAAAGGGUUACUAUGGCAAUGCAAAUAUACACUUAGUUUGGUUUAUUUAUUUUGAUAACAUUAUCAGAGGGUGCGCAAUGUAAUAUAUUGCGGCUAUUUUAUAAUAUUAAUAUAAUGUUAUAAAGUGGUAUUUUAAUGUUUGUUUUUUCUUUAUGGAUUUUCUUUUAUGUAUGAUUUACAGUAUUUUAGCCUUUAAAUAUUUUAAUAUAUACAUUUAAAAUACCAAACUGAAGUGACUAUUUUCUACAGCGAAUGUUUCUAGUAGCAGUGAAUCAGUUCGUUCUGAUGAGUCGACAAGUGUUGAUUCGGAUCUUUCUGAAAUGAGAAGCAAACUGCUCUCUGACUGCACCCACUCUGCUUAUGGCCACGCCUCCUUACUCAUAGCUAAUUUCUCAUUGGACGAUUUCCGGUUUACAGAAAUAGACAACUUUUUGUUGGACAGCAAGACUGGGAUUGGGCAAUCAGCGCUUUUGUCCAAUCAGACGUUCAAAUUAGAUCUGAACAAACUGGACCACAUCAUAGAGGUUUUGGUCGAGUCGGAAUUAUUCCUUUUUUUUUGGUCAUUUAAAUUGUCUAUUUAAAUUUUAUGUUUUUAAAAUAGGUUUUUUAUUUUUAAUUAGUAGUUAAUCAUGAAAUGUGCUCAAUUUUCUUCGGAAAAGGGCUACUAUGUCAAUAAAAAUACACGCUUUUAUUCGUUUAUUUUAAUAACAUUAUCAGAGGGUGCGCAAUGUAAUAUAAUGCGGCUAUGUUAUAACUUAUAAUAUUAAUAUAAUGUUAUAAAGUGGUAUUUUAAUGUUUGUUUUUUCUUUGUGGAAAUUUUUUAUGAUUUACAGUAUUUUAGCCUUUAAAUAUUUUAAUAAAUUAAAUAAAAAAUACCAAACUGAAGUUCAUAUUUUCUACAGCGAAUGUUUCUAGUAGCAGUGAAUCGAUUCGUUCUGAUGAGUCAAAGAGUGUUGAUUUGGAUCUUUCUGAAAUGAGAAGCAAACUGCUCUCUGACUCCGCCCACCAUUUAGCCAUGCCUCCUCACUGAUUUCUCAUUGGAUGAUUUCCGGUUUACAGAAAUAGACAACUUUUUGUUGCACAGCAAGACAGGGAUUGGCCAAUCUGUGCUUCCGUCCAAUCGGAUGUUCAAAUUAAAUCUAAACAAACUGGACCACAUCAUGGAGGUUUUGGUCGAGUCGUAAUUAUUUUUAGUUUUUUUAUUUGGUCAUUUAAAUUGUCGAGUUAAAUUUGGUGGGUUUUUUUUACUAUAAAUUUUUUUCAUUUGUACUUUUUCAGGAAAUGUGCUCAAUUUUCUUAGUAAAGAGUUACUAUGGCAAUGAAAAUAUACGCUUUUAUUGGUUUAUUUAUUUUAAUAACAUCAGACGCUGUGCCAUGUAAUGCCAUGUAAUAUAUUGCGGCUAUUUUAUAAAAUUAACACAAUGUUAGAGAGUGGUAUUUUAAUUAUUAUUUUAUUUUUGUAGUUUGUAGUUUAUUAUUUUAUUUUAAGUUUGUUUGUGGAGUUUUUUUUAUUUUUGCAUUGAAAUAUUUUAAUAAACAGAAUUAAAAAUACCAAACCGUGGUAUGUGGUAAAGCGACUAUUUUCCACAGCGGAUGUUUAUAGUAGCAGUGAAUCGGUUCGUUCUGAUGAAUCAAUUAAUAUUGAUUUGGAUCUAUCUGACAUAAGAAACAAACCAGACUCCACCCACUCUGUGUUUGGCCACACCUCCUCACCGUUUUCUCAUUGGACGAUUGGCCAGUCAGACAUACAAAUUACUGGAAAUUACACAUCAUGGAGGUUUUGGUCGGCUCCUAAUUAUUAUCAUUUUUUUUUUUUUAUUUAAAUUGUAAAUUUUUCACAUGAAUUUCUUUUUAAAAUAGUAUUUUUUUAUUUGUACUUCUGGUUUGUCCUGAUGAGUCAGAGUGUUGAUUCGGAUCUUUCAAAAAUAAGAAGCAAAUUGCUCUCUGACUCCGCCCACUCUGGAGGUUUUGCAUCAUGGAGGUUUUGGUCGGGUCUUAAGUAUUCAGUUUUUUGAUCAUUUAAAUUUGAUGCGAAUUUGUUUUUAAAGUACUAUUAUUUGUAGUUUAUCAUAAAAUGUGCUCAAUUUUUUCGGAAAGGGUUACUAUGGCAAUGCAAAUAUACACGUGUUGGUUUAUUUACGUUGAUAACAUUAUCAGAGGGUGUAAAGAUAUAUUGCGGCUAUUUUAUAAUAUGAAUAUAAUGUUAUA